AACUCCUUCAAUUAUCGAUAUCUGCUUAUCUUGAUGAUAUGUGGCGUGGAGGAUUCCGCCGCUCACUCCUUCAUUAUCCAGUCACUUGUGUUUCUCAGAACCUCUAUCCCUUCAAAGAAGUCCAUUACCAAAAGAAAUGGCCACUGUCGCGCCAAAACUCGCCAUAGGCAUUCUACCUAACCGCGAUCGCCUAUACUGCCGUAAACCAUCGUCCCUGUCCCAUCCGCUCACCAACACCGAUCUACAAGCCCCAGGCUAUACAAUCUCCACCAAUACUGUUUCUGGGAUCACACAUGACCGGAGAAGGUUCAUUUGCCGGGCCGCAGAGAUUUCGGUGGCGGAAGGGCCGUCGGCAUCGGAGGGCGGAGGGGAAAGUGAAGGGGGAACGAACAACUGGGUGCCGGUUGUGCCCCUGGCCGCACUGCCGAAAGGAGAGCGGCGCGUGAUCUCUCAAGACGGGGAGACUAUACUGCUGCUUUGGUAUAAAGAUGGCGUCUUUGCCAUUGAGAACCGAUCCCCUGCAGAAGGCGCUUACAGUGAAGGCCUUCUCAACGCCAAGCUUACUCAGGAUGGUUGCAUUGUUUGCCCGACAACUGACAGCACGUUCAACUUGCGGACCGGAGAAAUAAAAGAAUGGUACCCUAAAAACCCGGUGUUGAGAUUUCUGUCACCUGCAUUGCGAAAACUGCUUGUGUAUCCUGUCAAGAUAGACAGUGAAAAUAUAUACAUCAGCACAAGACGAGUAAAAACCGACGCUACUGCCGAGAUUGUAUUCAGUGGAAAGGCUCAACCCGGUGUUACAUCUACUGAUGUCAAUGUGGAAGAGGUAACAAAAGCCGUUAGGUAGUUUGUUCUUUUUUGGCGAGCAGUCUGGUGUUUAUAGCAAAAGUGAAUUUCUUCAAUGUAACAGCUGGGUCGCAUUAUAAUGAUAAAAAUUGCUCAAAGAACUAUAACUGGAAAGAUUGGAGAUUAGACUCUUACCUUGAUUUUUUGUUCUGAUCCCUUUUUAUUUAAUUUUUAAAAAUAGGUAGUCUAUAUUUAUAAAUUUCAUCACACUUGGCCACUUGAGUACAAAUGCAGGACCUGUUCAUUUGGACUUAACUUUUAUGUCCUAGCUGAACUGGUUCUUUCGAUUUAGGUCUAGGUUGAAAUAAGUCCAAAUGAUCAUAGCCAAUUAUAUUUACAAAACGAGCUCUGAAUCAUCCUUGCCUAUAUGCACCUAAUGCAUGUCGUUUUAGGUGAGGAUGGUGAUUGAUGAGGGUCAAGAGGCAUUUGGAUUCUCCAGAAAGAAUGAGUUCAUAAACGGAAAAGCUGCUGCGAUUGGCUUUCUGCUGCUGCUAGAUUUUGAACUUCUUACUGGCAAAGGUCUUCUUGAAGGAACAGGAGUAUUGGACUUCAUUUAUUCAUUCACCAAUUUUCUAAAAUGAAUUCCCAUGUAGUUUAGGGACACUAUCUCAUCUCACACAGGCAGCAUAUCUUGUGGGAAGUAAUGUAAUCUAACUUCCAAUCUCAUCGGAAACAGAAAAUGGGGAGAGAUUGUGAUAUUCAUGCCAUCACUUUUCAACUACAGAUGAUAGCAAAUACAUUUAUCUGUGUUGUAUAGAGCAUGUUUUAAUAUGUGUACCGAUGAACACGUGUAAAAGGAUCCAAGUGAAGUUGAAAGAAUGUUUCUCAAAAUAUUUCUACGGAGUAUUGCAUUUUCUUUGUUAUACCGUAAUUGUUGGAUUUGUUGAACAUGUAAACUAUAUUCCCC
Molecule: messenger RNA, 1753 nt
Organism: Cuscuta epithymum
Lineage: Eukaryota; Viridiplantae; Streptophyta; Magnoliopsida; Solanales; Convolvulaceae
Source: the annotation of a GenBank genome assembly